Molecule: messenger RNA, 441 nt
Organism: Rangifer tarandus platyrhynchus (Svalbard reindeer)
Lineage: Eukaryota; Metazoa; Chordata; Mammalia; Artiodactyla; Cervidae
Source: the annotation of a GenBank genome assembly
AUGGCCCAGGAGCGUCCCAGCACCGCCCUGGAGCCGCAGCACGUCCAGCGGCUGCUGCUGUCCUGCCGAGAGGCCAAGAAGUCCGCCUACUGCCCCUACAGCCGCUUCCCCGUGGGGGCCGCCCUCCUCACCGGGGACGGCAGGAUCUUCUCGGGGUGCAACAUCGAAAAUGCCUGCUACCCGCUGGGUGUCUGUGCUGAACGAACUGCCAUCCAGAAGGCCAUCUCGGAAGGGUACAAAGAGUUCAGGGCAAUCGCUAUUGCCAGUGACUUGCAAGAUGAUUUUAUCUCACCCUGUGGGGCUUGCAGACAGGUCAUGAGAGAGUUUGGCACCGACUGGGCUGUCUACAUGACCAAGCUGGACGGCACGUAUGUUGUCAGGACGGUCCAGGAGCUGCUGCCGGAAUCUUUUGGGCCCGAGGACCUGCAGAAAAUCCAGUGA